AUGGCGCCGGCACGGAAGGAAAAACCAAUACACUCACUAUUUGCUGGAGCCACCGCUGGCGCCAUCGAAGCUUUCAUAACAUACCCGACUGAGUUUGUUAAAACGAGAUCGCAGUUUGGUGGCAAGAAAGAAGGACCUAUCACAAUCAUUAGGGACACACUACGAACUAAAGGCGUCGCGGGCCUAUACUCAGGAUGCAUGGCAUUAGUAGUUGGAAACUCGCUGAAGGCUGGCGUACGGUUCGUGACCUAUGAUUCCCUGAAGCACAAGCUCGCGGACAAGGAGGGUAAAGUAACUCCGGCUCGAAGUCUAAUUGCUGGUCUUGGAGCUGGCAUGAUGGAGGCCAUCUUCGCCGUUACCCCCUCCGAAACAAUCAAAACUAAGCUCAUCGACGAUUCUAAACGUCCGAACCCUCAAUAUCGCGGUCUGAUUCACGGAACAGCUUCCAUAGUCCGACGAGAAGGAAUUUCAGGGAUCUAUCGUGGCCUUUUCCCUGUGAUGAUGCGUCAAGGGGCCAAUUCCGCUGUCAGAUUCACGACAUACGCAACGCUCAAGCAGUUUGUCCAAGGAACAAUGCGUCCUGGCCAGCAGCUUCCGACUGCCGUCACCUUCGGGAUUGGGGGUAUCGCCGGUCUUGUGACGGUGUAUACGACGAUGCCUCUCGAUGUUAUCAAGACCCGGAUGCAGUCGCUAGAAGCCCGAUCUCAGUACCGCAACUCGUUCCAUUGCGCCUAUCGAAUCUUUACUGAGGAAGGCAUUCUGCGAUUUUGGACGGGGACGACGCCAAGGCUAGCUCGGCUGGUAAUGAGUGGUGGAAUCGUCUUCACAAUAUACGAAGCUAUGAUUAAGGCCAUUGGAGGGAGAGAAGACGAACAAUAG
Cyclocybe aegerita is the source of this 879-nucleotide messenger RNA. Lineage: Eukaryota; Fungi; Basidiomycota; Agaricomycetes; Agaricales; Hemipholiotaceae. The record is from the annotation of a GenBank genome assembly.